AUGUCCGUGAACUUAGCGGGACGUAAUAGAAUUCAAUUAAACCUAUACAACAGUUGUGUUGGUCAUCUUUUGGACAUUGUUAAAAAGAUCCCACCGUUUGUUGGAUCUCGGUUUAUUUUAUACGAAUUUUUGAAAAACUGCCACUGAAUUUACGCUCAAGUCAGCGGCCAAAUUUUUAUUAUAUCGUUAAAUUUAUAUACAUUUGCAUUAUUUUUAAGUGAAUUUCGAUAUAUUGUGUGGGUUACAUUGUUUAUAGUUUGAAAAAUGAUUAUAGAGUGUAAUUGGUGUUACUCAUCGUCGAUGCUAUAUUAUCAAAUUAUUUGUUACAUAUUUUUGUCUAUAUAGUUAAAAAACACUAAUUUUAUUAAUAAGUAUUUCUUUUAAAUUAUAUUUUAGAUUCUGAGCGGAGCGAGUAAUGUAUUGGUUUUACAAUGAUGUUAAUUUUUUUUUUAUUUAAACGUAUGGUGCGUAGCAAAUAAAUUACAAGCUUUAUGCUACGAUACAGCAGCAUCUAACACAGUUCACUUAACUGAUUCCUGUAUACAGAGUGAUCAAUCUAUCGUAAAGCACUCGUUAACUCGGAAAGUGUUAAAUUUUUUCGGAAUUUGUUUUCUAGAAUAUUUAAGAAACAAGCUACUCUAUAAUUUUAUAUUUAUGUUAUUUUUUCAUCACUCUUAUUUUUGGGGGUAAAACCACUAUCUAUUUUUGAUUUUAAAAUGGCAACCUAUAUUAAAAAUUCCAUGAAUAGACUAAUUAUAAAUUAAAAUACAUUUUGGUCUUGAAAUUUUUGAUAUCCGUCAAUCCGUUGACAAGAUACUUCUACUUCUACUUUUAAGUUUGGAUUGGGGGAGAGUGGUGGUGCAUUAUUAAUACGCCGCGCGCUGUAUCGCCGCACAAAUGAUACUCCACUACUCUCCUUCAAUCCAAACUUAAAAGUGGAAUAUCUCGUCAAUGAAUUGACGGAAAUCAAAAAUUUCACCACUAAAAUUUAUUUUAACUAAUAUUCCACUUAUUGAUGGGAUUUUAGUUUAUAGGUUACCAUUUGAAAAACAAAAGUAGGCAGUGAUUUUAUUCCUAAAAAUAAAGGUGACAAAAAUAACAUAAACAUACGAUAGUAGAGCAGCUUGUUUCUUAAAUGUUCUAUAAAAUAAAUUUCGGAAAAAGUUAAUACUUUACGAGAUAAUGAGUGUCUUAUGAUAGAUUGAUCGCCCCGUAUUAUUGGAACAACUGAUAGGAGAAAAUAUUUUAUCUUCUAUCUUUUAUAUUACAUAUUUUAAUAUUUUAGAGACGGCAUGUUUUUUAAUUGGUAUCAAGGAGUGUAAAGGCUGUAAAGUGUUCGUUAUUAUUAUUGUUAUUAUUAUUAUUAGGCAUUUAUUUCAAAGAAUAACGGGCCCACUGAGCACGCUCGUGAGGGGGCCCACGAGAACUUGCCUUACAGUUUUUUAAAGUUAGUUAAUCACAGACUUAAUAGUAGAGAUGAUACUUAAAUAUUAGAAAAUAUAAACAAAUAAAAAACACAAAGUAAACAUAUGAAAAAAUACACAAGGGAGAGCAAUUAUACAUUUAUAAUUAAUUUUAAUUAGUUUAAUUUAUAAAUAAUAUACCGAAUAAAAUUGUGACAUUAAGAAAGUAUUUUUAUUAUAACUCCAGUUUGUUGUUUAAGCCAUUUUUGUAAUUUUAAUUUAAGCGUGUUGAAUUUUUCACCGAGUAGACUCUUAUGGAAGUUUAUUGUUAAUAAAUGAUUCUAUAAAUGUGUGUGACGAUUGGGUGAUAGUUUUAUGCAUUUUAGGAACGAUAAUAUUAUUGAUUUUAUAUCUCGCGUUAAAUGUGUGGUUUGUUGCUUUCGUUAAAUUAUUUUUGACCAUGAAUAUGACAGCUGUUUUAUAAACGAGUUUUUUCCUGGCAAAACAUUAAAUUCUAAAUAAAGAUCGUUGACAUGAUAUAAAUCGUUUUUAUUCAAAACUAUCAUUAUUAUUUUGCGGUAUUUAAAGAUGAAUAAGGUUUGUGUUAUUACCACUACCCCAAGCAAUAAUCCCAUAUGUAAUUAAAGAUUCUAUAAGCCUUUUUUAAAUUAUUCUUAAUCGGUUUAUGUUGAAUAUAUUUUGUAAUUGUUUAAAAACAUAGGCAAUUUUUCUUAAUUUGGUUAUUAGUAUUUGAAUAUGUUCAAUCCAUCUGAUGUUUCUACACCUAUGUAUACCUAUAUAUACCUAGAUACUCAACACUAUUUGAUAUUAAUAAUUGUUGGUUACAAGAGCAGUUGCUAGUAUUUGUACACGUAUAAGAAUGUAGAGUUAAGUUAUUUAUAUUAGGGAAAUCUGUACUGUUUAGACAGUGAGGCGAAAUGAAGUUUAUAGAUUACAAACAUUUAAAUUUCCAUUGCUUUAGUACAUUUUUACGGUGGAAAUAAUAUUUAUGAAUAACACAAGGACUAAAAUCCCGCCUCACCUUACACCGUGCAUUUCAUUCUUAGACGAAGGAAUAAUGUAGUAUGUAUGCAUUUGCCUCUAUCAAUCAAUUUUACCGGGGAGAUUACAGCAACAUAAGAAUAUGUACCCGUCGUGUGUCGAGGACGUAAAAAUAACAUAAAGAAAAUACUUCCCUGUUCAUUUCGUCCGUAAAUGUAAUAAUAAAAUAGUAUGCUUACAUAUUAUUUAUCUUGAGCUACAAGUAGAUAGUUGUCGCAAACAUAUCGGCCAUUCUUAGUCAAUGCAAACGCUACGAAUUAAACAUAUAAACAAUUCGACUAAUAAAUGUGUUUUAUUACACAUUUUAUUAUUAGCUGCAUUUUCCUAUCAUAAAUAAUACUACAAUAUGUUAGAAAAUAAUUUACUUAUUUAUUUAUUGAACUAUAUUCUAAUAGAUAUCACUAUGUCGAAAUAUACGAAUAUUUUACUUACCUAUUUAUGACAAAUCUAUUGAAUUUUGAAACAAAUAUCAUCGACAGAUGUAAAAUGUGGUCGAUCUGUACGGAACACCGCCGAUAGAAUAGUUCGUUUAUUAGCUAUUGUUUAUUAUUUUAUAAUAAUAAUUAUUUAUUUAAUAAAAAAUACCAUAUUAAGUAAAUGUGGUGUAUUAUAUUUUGAUGAGAACAUUAUGCUUUAUUGAUGAUUACCUAUUUCAUAAUUGUAAUAAAUAUCUUCUAAGGUCGUGUUUAUGUAUACUGUUAUUUAAUAAUACGAUUGUAUUGUAUAGACACAGUGGUACCACAGCUAUAUAUUUUACAAUUUCGUUAGAUAUAAUUAGAUUCAGAAAAAAAUAAUUACUCUUAUAUAUUACUGUUAGGUAUUAGUAUUACUUUUCGUCCUGCUGUAAGAAUUUGUGUAAUUUAUUAAUGAACAAAAAUAAUGUUAACAAUUUAUUUUCGUACUUUGAAAUACUACCCAAACCAAAUUCAACAAUAAAUUAUGAAAAUUUGGAUGAAUCUGACGAGGUAGGUUUUUUUCGUACAUACUUUCACAGCUUUCAAAACUGUUCUCUUCAAGUCAUAUUUUGCUUAGGUAAAUUGUAACUUAAAUUAUUUUAUAGGUUAUAGUUUCAUUUACCUAUGGAAAGCUAUAUUACACAUACAAAGUGUAAUAUAUAUUAUAUCUAUGGACUCUAAUUUAUUUUAAUUUUUUUUUAGGUCUUUUAAGCUUGUUAAAACAAUUGCCAUUUAUGUUAAAUUUGUUUAUAUAUUACAAACAAUAAAUAUUCUCAACAAAAGACUAUAACAAAAAAGUAUACAAAUGUCACUACAAUAAUGAGUGAAGUAAUUCAAACUUUUGAGAAUAUAAGAAAUGUUUAUAAUUGUCCACCGUUUGGAGCAAAGUAGACGAAUUUUCUUCUAGGCAUAACGUUUCUGUUCGAAUACCAAAUUCUGGUAAGUCAUAUAAAGGGAAAUUUGUUAAAAGCGACUUAUGUAGGUUAAUUAGUUAAUAACAGGUCACUGGAAAAUUUUUCCGAUGACUAAGUGAAACACAAUUUUGUUUAUAAUAUCAUAUACGUUUAUCACUUAUUAUUAAAAUUUACCUUUAUGUGCGUAAACAUUUUCUAAAAACAUGUAAUUUAGUUAAAUAUUGUGGAGGUUACUUGUUUAUUUAUCAGUAUCAAAAGGAAAACGCAGUAAACCUCAACAUUUAAAAAAAUCGUGAUCUUUAGUAGUGCUGAUGGAGAUUAUGAAGUUACUCAAAAUAUAAGAUUAGAAGAUCAACAACAGGGAAUUAAGAAACAUUGGUGCAUUCGGUUUUACUAUACUAUAGUUGAUUCUGUCAUAAACUAUUUAAAGAAAAGAUUUUAUGAAGAAAACCAAAAACUUGCAUUGGUUGCAGGCAGUUUUUUAAAUCUACAUUAUAAAGAAGCAUUACCUUUCAUUAGUCAUUAUGAGGUAAUUUCAUGUUUAACUAAUUUAGAUUAUGAUUGCAAUUAA
This is a messenger RNA of Cinara cedri, 4405 nucleotides long. The record is from the annotation of a GenBank genome assembly. Lineage: Eukaryota; Metazoa; Arthropoda; Insecta; Hemiptera; Aphididae.